Molecule: messenger RNA, 899 nt
Organism: Cucurbita maxima (winter squash)
Lineage: Eukaryota; Viridiplantae; Streptophyta; Magnoliopsida; Cucurbitales; Cucurbitaceae
Exons: 2
Coding region: 174-731 (185 amino acids)
Source: RefSeq, a predicted model, not a curated record
ACCGUUUCUUAAAGCCCCCCGGGAAGACGAAAAAGAUGAAGAACAAACCCCCCGAUUCACUCAACUUCCAGUUCAAUCGCUCAAAGAAAGAUCACUUCAUCGAUGAAAAUUUCAUAUUCACUAUCUCAUACAUGAUCGUUCGCUGAGGAUUUGUACUUGUUCAACUUCCAGGUAUGAGUCGAUUUGGGAAUUUUACGAUUAAAGAAGACAGAGAGGAAAAUCAAAAUCGAUUAAGUAAUCAAUCGGGGACAGGAUUUCGCCCUGUUCCAUUGGAGAUUUCUUCGAUUCCUGUUUAUCGUCCUUCUUCCCCAAAGAUUCAACCCCCUUCGACUGAUUGUAACCCUAAACCGAUUUCACCAACUCCAAGAAGUGAUCCAAUUCCGAUUAAUUCUGAAAUUUGUGAUGAUUUUGAUGAACAUUGCUGUUAUAGUAAGAGUUCAUCCUACCCUGAGCUUUGGGCUGGACCAACUUACUCAAAUUCACCCCCUGCAAGUUCAUUGCCAAUGCCCAAUUUCUCAAUUCGAAGAAAUAUAAUUUUGUCACUCCAAUUGCCCACCGGUUCAACCGCUCAAGCAAUCAGAAGAACUCAACCAAUUGUGAAAUCUGCACCACCAUCCCCAACGCGGGGCCAUAACCAUCGUCCUUCUUCUUCUAGAGAGCUAUUUCAUGGUGUUGAUGCUGCAACAAGAACACUUAAACAAAUUCUUCACCUUGAUAUUGACUCUGAAUGAUAUGAGUGAUGUUUGAGGGAGCAUCAAGCUCACUUGUUUGUAGGACACAUUCUUUUUGAUGCGGGGUUAGUGUGUAUGAAUGAUUGUAAAUAUAGUGAAGAAUCAUGGUUGAUAUGUGUUUUUGGGAAGUGGGAUUUGUAGCUGAUGGUAAAUAUUCUCAGCUUUGUU